UUGGCGCCUGCGUAAUGAUGUCGGGCAACCGAUAUCGAAGUAAAUAAUGGAAGUGGGAAGUGGGUAACACCAACAAAAUCCAUUGCAUCUAACCGUUAACGAUGUUCAACGGGGCCUAGUUUUCCUCUAGAUUGUUUAAGAAAUAUGUACUUGACCGUAUAAGAAGCUCAUUUUAGCCUUUCCGGUGUAGAGAUGGAGCUGAGAGUCGGAAACAAGUACCGCCUCGGACGGAAGAUUGGAAGUGGUUCGUUUGGAGACAUUUAUCUUGGUACUGACAUUUCAAACGGAGAAGAGGUUGCCAUCAAAUUAGAAUGUGUGAAAACAAAACACCCACAGCUCCACAUAGAGAGCAAGAUCUACCGAAUGAUGCAAGGAGGAGUGGGAAUUCCAACGAUAAAAUGGUGUGGAGCAGAAGGCGACUACAAUGUCAUGGUGAUGGAACUUCUAGGACCUAGUCUGGAGGAUCUCUUUAAUUUCUGCUCACGUAAAUUCAGUUUGAAGACGGUCUUGCUACUGGCAGAUCAGUUGAUAAGCAGAAUUGAAUAUAUUCAUUCAAAAAAUUUCAUUCAUCGUGAUGUGAAACCAGACAAUUUUCUUAUGGGAUUAGGAAAGAAAGGAAAUCUUGUGUAUAUUAUUGACUUUGGAUUGGCCAAAAAGUAUCGUGAUGCUCGAACACAUCAACAUAUACCCUAUCGGGAAAACAAGAAUCUCACCGGCACAGCUAGAUACGCUAGUAUCAACACACAUCUCGGAAUUGAACAAAGUCGACGGGAUGACAUGGAAUCAUUAGGGUAUGUUUUCAUGUACUUCUUACGUGGGAGCUUGCCAUGGCAGGGACUAAAGGCGGCGACAAAACGUCAGAAGUACGAGAGAAUCAGUGAAAAGAAAAUGUCCACUCCCAUAGAGGAACUCUGUAAAGGAUUUCCCUCGGAAUUUGCCACCUACCUGAAUUUUUGUCGGUCUCUAAGAUUUGAUGACAAACCUGAUUAUUCCUACCUUCGACAACUCUUCAGAAAUUUGUUCCACAGACAAGGGUUCACCUAUGAUUAUGUCUUUGACUGGAAUAUGCUCAAAUUUGGCACUGGUCGCAACAGUGAUGUAGAUGAUCGACAGAAAGUGAGCUCAUCAGCAAGGCCACUACACGGUACAGCCGUGCCUGGCAGUCGAAUGCGAGGUGAACAGAUGCCUGUACCAGGCACGACUCCACCCGGAGAUUUCACAAAUGUGCGAGCGUCUUCCUCACGCACAAGGGAAAGAAUGCCAACUCGCCUAUCGUUGGCCACCCGUGGGCAAGAAUCGAACGCUGAUGUGGUUGUAACAGACAGUAAGAUAAGUGAGAGUAGGCUCGCUACUCCAUCUUCAGGGGGAAGGAUAAGCUUUAAGGGCUCUAGCCUGCCGAUCCCAGUAGGGAACCCCAGUGACAGUGCCAAACUCCGCCGCAUAAUGCAGGAUACACGCCCCCACAAUGUUCAGCUGAAGCCUAGACAAACUUGAGAUUUAUUGUGGUGUUGUCUGGUUGGAGAAUUUUCUAUAGUGUGGUGCCCAUGCUCAGACAGUUAAACUAAACUGUUAACAGGGGAAAAUACACGUGGCCUUUAGGAAAGUCGGUCUGCCAUCAUGUCUAGUCAUUGAAGUUGUGUACAAAUAUAUAUAUAGAUGAUGUAUAACGAUGUAAAUAUGUACCUUUGGGUAGGAUGUAUCUGUGGACUGAGAGAAGUAUGGUACUAUGUUGUGUUAUAUAGUAUAAAUUGGAUGUAGUUAUUUUGUUACCGCUGGUGUACACAUAUGUCUGUGUGGUACAGUUGAUGCUUCAGUAUACAUGUACAGUAGUCAUCAACUGUCCAACAACUGACUUGUGUUUCCAUCCUAUGUACAACACAUCUGUGGUCAUAGUUAUGUUUGAUUCAGUGGUGAUUUUAUCAUCACUGGUUAUAAUUUUGAUCAGGUGUUGUCUUAAUGAACAAUCAGUUCAUAUUUAGAUUUUGUUAUCACAAUAGAAGUUCCAACCAACUUAGAUAAUUGUACCGUAAAAAUCCUAGCAACCUGUAAUUCAACAUAAGGAUGAAUAAAACUGUUUUAAUUGGACGAAUUCCAGAAGUAAACAUUUCUACAAUAAUUCAAAAAGAUCAUUUUAAAACAAUGAUUUUUCGUUAUACAUAAACAGAGGUUGUAUGGGUUGUUUGUGGUAUCUUUAUAUUACAAGUGGGGAUUUGUAUUUUAUAGCUUGGACUCUCAUCAUAUGAGCAGCCAUUGAAACAAAAUAUCUAUUUUCAAGGUUCAUUGAGUGAACAUACCAUGUAUGGAAGAUUUCUAGUUGAAUUAUGUGUACAUUUUCAUUUGUAAAUUUAUGUUGUCCUUCAGUCCAACAAUCCUAACAUGCUAAGGCCUAAAUCUAUGUGCUGGUAAUCUUCAUUAUAGCAAGCACUAGCUAUCGUUUAAAAGUCAUGUCAUCAAAUACCUUCCUGGUUUAUGUCAUGUUAUGAUAGGCCUGUUGGCAAUUUAAAAACGUACUUCAAUAACAUUCAUGUAUAGUCACUAAUGUGUUCAACUAGAAAUGUUCGCUAAUAUGUUUUGUUGGCAGGUUCCUUGAACUGCAAAAAAUUGUGAAAACGACCAAUUGAUAAGAAAAUUGCAUUAUAUACAUCAGUAAAACAAAUUAUUGGAGUUAAAAAAGAGAAUGAGAGUUUCCUAAAACAUUGGCUGUUUUCAAGGUCAGACUGGUGGAUUUAAUUGUAAGUGUAUAACGUUACGGUCAAUGGAGACGUUGGUGAUGCAGCACUUAUAUGAAGAUUUAAAAGAUAAACAUAAUAAGUACAGUAGAAGUGUGGCAGAUGUUUGUGUCAUUGAUCCACUCUCAUUGUACAAUAGCUAGCAUCUGAUUAAGUCAUGCAACAUUUAGUGGCCUACAUUGUACCGUAUUCAUAUUUCACUGAGCAGUAUCAUGGUUUAUUGAAAAUACAAUGUAUUGUAAAACCUUGGUUAAAUUUGGAUACCCUGAAUUGAGGCUUGAUCAUCAAGUCUUUUCCUAGCUAAUUAGAUCAUCUAAGUCUUCUCUAACCAGAAUCCUGUCAUAUUCAUCAUCAGUGUUUUCCUCAUCACUUGUAUUGCCUGACUUGGCCAACUUCUCUCAUUAUCUGCCUGUAUUUUUGAUCAUCAUCAGUGCAGAGCCAGGCAUGGCCAGCUGUCUGCAUUCAUCUCAUUGUGUAGCUGUCUGUUUUCAUCCAGCUCUUCCUUGCAUCAUCACUGUAGCACCAGGCUUGGUCAUCACCAGUGAAGCAUCAGGACAGUGUUUCACUAGACUUGCCAACUCUCAUCUACAUGUAUCAUCGGUUUAGCACCAGGCUUAGCCAGACCUGUCUUACUUUCAUCAUAAGUGACGUCAACAUGCUUGGCUUGGCCAGCUGUCUGCUUUCAGCCUUUCAGCAUAUUGAAAAAAUAGCAGCCCCAAGUGAAGAUUAAGCUGUCUGUUCCAUCAAAAUGGCAGCCCCAGGUUUAGACUAAACUGUUUACUUUAAUCACCAGUGCAGCCUUAGGCUUGGCCAAUUGUUUACUUUCAUCAUCAGUGCAGCCUAAGGCUAAG
Molecule: messenger RNA, 3580 nt
Organism: Mizuhopecten yessoensis (Yesso scallop)
Lineage: Eukaryota; Metazoa; Mollusca; Bivalvia; Pectinida; Pectinidae
Product: casein kinase I-like
Exons: 9
Coding region: 193-1494 (433 amino acids)
Biological process (GO): peptidyl-serine phosphorylation; signal transduction; endocytosis
Cellular component (GO): cytoplasm; nucleus
Molecular function (GO): protein serine/threonine kinase activity; ATP binding
Source: RefSeq, a predicted model, not a curated record